AAUUAUUUGAAGCCCAACCCAAAUAUACGAGUAAUUUCCCUUUCCAAUAUGGUCCCAUUCCAACGAGUUAAAUCAUAUUGCUCUAUCCCAAAAUUUCAACCGAAAAAACCGACUAUCUUCUUCCUAUGAUCUUUAGCGGCAAUUGAGGAAUAUCCGAAAUCAAACCCAUGAAUCCAACUGUCUGUCUUCUUCUUGGAUUAUCUGAAAAGUACAUGUGCUUGUACUUGCUUUGGUGAUAUAGGUUUAUUAUUCACUUUGCGAGUGAUAGCCCCAUAAUGCACACCAGGUUUUUCUUCAUAGUUUGAAACUUUGAAGUUAGCGUUAGAAGAUUUAUGUUUGAUUAGGAGGUUUUGACUGAAAAGGGAGAAACGGAUAUUAUUACCUGCUUAGUUCUGUUACAGUAAUAGUAUGCGGUGUCCAUAAUUAUUGGUCACUGGAGAAGCAGCGGUGUUCAAUUUUCUAAACAUUGUAUAAGCCAUACGGCCUGCAAAAGGUGCCUAUGUACCUCAGAGGAUUCUUCUAUACAAGACACUUGUAUAGCUGCCUAGCCCUGCCAACUCGUUUCUUCACCAGUAAUUCAUACAUUAAUAAAGUUUCCCUUUACCUUAAGCGAGCAAGGCUCAUAGAUUCAAUUCGACUUUGUAUACGGUCCAACUCUCAAAGGUCACUCAUCCCUCUUUUAAAUGAUCCCACCCUAGACUCCUUUGUAGUCACCAAUGCACUCCGAUCUGCUCCCUCCCAUGAGUCUGCUCUCUCCCUUGUUGAUACACUGAAAACUGUUCCACAUUUCUCGCAUAAUCAAAAUACCCUUUACACUCUGGCCAAAAUCCUAGCCAAGUCUAAACAAACUGCCAAACUCAAAGCCCUAAUUAAUGGAAUCAACUCUGGCAAGUUCACAAAUGUUGCACGCACUAGCUUUAUGGACCGGAUGCGCUGGUAUGCUACUGCUGGAGACUUUGACGCGGUUCUUCAGGCAUGGGAUGAGUGGAGAGCCUUGCAGAGGCGUCCAUGUACCGAGUCUUAUAACAUUGUUAUGAUGAUCUAUGCACAAAUGGGAAAGAAUUCGGAAGCUGUAAAUAUUUUUUAUAGGAUGAUUGAUGAAGGGGCGCUUCCUAAUUCUAGAACAUACACAAUUAUGAUUGAGCACCUUGUGAAUUUGGGAAAAUUGGAUUCAGCAUUGGAGGUUUUUGGUACACUGCCCUUGAUGAGGAUCAAGCGCACUCUUAGACAGUUUUCGCUUUUGGUGGAAGCAUUAACUGCUACUGAGCGGUUUGAUGUGGUUAAGACUUUACUUAAUGAAAUGCAGAUUGAUGGAAUAUUACCUGGCCGAGCUAUGCGAUCGGCGUUGCAACACAUGCAGGAGGCAGGGUUUGUUGAGGAGACUGAUGAAGUUAUCAAAGAAAUGUUACCAGAUGAAAGGAUUAAGAAUGUAGGCCUUUCUAUGGAUGAUGAUGAUGAGGAUGAUGAUGAAGGUACUGACCACGCUGUAGAUGAUGUUUAUGUGGAUGCUGUUCAGUUAAAACCGUGGUUGGAUCCUGCUGCUUUGGUUAGUGCGUUGCAGGAUUGGAGGCCUGAAGAGGUGUCAGCACUGGAGGAUGCAAAAUUUGUAUGGACAACUCGGUUGGUCUGCAAGAUGAUAAGGAAUUUCAAUUCAGCUGAAACAGUGUGGCAGUUUUUCUGUUGGGUUGCUUAUCAGCCAGGUUUCACUCAUGAUGUUUACACAGUAUCAAGAACGAUUGCCAAGUUAGCACGCCAUGGGCGUGUUGAUCUAGUCAAUAAACUAAUGUCUAAGAUUAAAAGCGAGGGGAUUAGAUUGUCGUGCAGCACAAUCAGAUUGAUUAUUGACUUCUAUGGUCUUUCCAGCAAUGGUGACACCGCUCUAAAGGUCUUCCGUGAUGUCAAAUCACUCUGCGGUCCCAUAUCAAAAAAUAGUCUGUUUCUUUUAUAUUCAUCUCUCUUACGAACACUAGCCAAGUGUAAGAUGAAUUCGGAGGCCUUGGAUGUACUUGACGAGAUGAUUUUGUGUGGGAUUCUUCCAGAUAUCCAAACAUUUUCAGGAUUGAUGCAUAACUUUGCAAUUCAGGGAGAUAUUAAAAUGGUUCAGAGACUCUUUGGGAUGGUUAGGCAGACUGGUGUGGAACCUGAUGCUUAUAUGUUUAAGAUUCUUAUUCAUGCAUACUGCAAGUGUGAUAGAGCCGUUUUAGCAUUGAGAGUUUUCGAAGAUAUGGCGAACUCCAAUUUGAUGGUUGAUGCUUCCACAAAACAAUUACUUGUGAAGAGUCUUUGGAAGGCAGGCAGGCUAAGAGAGGCGGCUAUUGUGGAAGAGAGAACUGAGGAUAUAAAUGACGGUCUUCCACUUGCAGUGCCUGGUCACGUGUACACUGUAAGUUCUUCUGAUCUCACUAGAGUUUAUAACAUUUAUUCCAGUAGCUUUACCACCACAGAAAGUGAAUAAAUUUUGGUAGUACCAUGGUGUUACUAUAGUGGUGAUAACUUACGCUUAUGUCUCUUGUAACAUGAGUAUGUUAUGUAUUGUUUUAUCUUGGUUCUUUGAUUAUGUUGAGUGGAACUGAAUAUAAUCAUUCAAGUUUGUUAGUUUUGGCAAGCAAUCAAAUUUAGUUAUUUGUUUUUUAUU
Cornus florida is the source of this 2635-nucleotide messenger RNA. Its product is annotated as pentatricopeptide repeat-containing protein At5g66631-like. NCBI's taxonomy places the organism in Eukaryota, Viridiplantae, Streptophyta, Magnoliopsida, Cornales, Cornaceae. The record is from RefSeq and is a predicted model, not a curated record. Bases 500 to 2455 code for a protein of 651 amino acids. The transcript is spliced from 2 exons. Gene Ontology annotation, molecular function: protein binding.